AAUAGAAAAUUAUUCGAUCGUAUUUCUUGAAAAAUCUUACAUGAAAUAAGGAUUCAAUAGUAUUAUAAGCUUUUCAUAAAGAAUAAAAGUAUGCUUUGCUAGUUUCCUGGGCAGACGUCACACAGCGGUGUUUAUCGGUGAAAGCAACUCUCUAGUAAACUGAAUCAACAUUUUUUCGUGUUUUAAUUGAUUCUUUGCUUAUGUAGCUUAUAUUUUACUAAACCCAGGUGAAAAUGAAUCCGCCUAGGCCCAGUCGGCAAGACCCUGCCCUCUACCAACCGAGCAGGAAUCCUCCACCAGCCAAACCAUCUGCACCAGGCAAUGUGAUGAUGUACAACCCGAAUCAGUAUAAUGCAGGAUACCCUCCUUCAAAUGGUUCUUGGGGACCACCAAGGCAACAGCCACCAUUACAGCAGCAGCAGCAGCAACAACAGCAAGCUCCACUGCCAACUAACCAAGAAUCGUGGAACUGGGAUGAGAACGUGAACAAUUUCCAAAACUAUACAGAACCUAGCCAAACAGCAGCUAUGGCACCAAAGCUUCAGAAUGCUCCUCCUGCCAACCCCCCAAAUAUGUAUAAUGUGCCAGAUUACUCUUUGCCCCAGCAAGUGUCCAGUUAUCAACCUGAACAUGCUGUCAACAACAAUCAGUAUGACAGUCAAGCUUCAAGCAGUAAUCAAAACUGGGGCUGGAAUGAUGGAGAAGAUUGGGGAUGGGGCAACGAGUACCAACAACAACAAAAUACCCAGCAAACCCAAUUACCUCAGCCGCCUCUACCAGCCGGCCCAGUUGAAAAUCAACAGCCGACCAACUUUCCAAACAUGCCGCCGUUACCCGGUAGUAGUGGUCUGGAAACGGGUUUUAGCACGAUGUCGCUGUCUAACCAAGAACGGGAAGAAACCCAAGGUGAACAACAGCAACAACCUGCUUGGUCGCAACCCCAACAUCCAACUCCAGCACUGCCAGAAGAAUCAAACGCGGCCUCUUGGUCUCGUGUACCAACUUGGGGAUCAGCCCUUGAUCACGAACAGGGUUCGUAUGAACCUGGCGCUGAGCAGUCUUACCCACGAGAGUUGGGUGAAAGGAACACGUUUGCUGAUGGAGCUUCCUUUACUGAUCCAUCACAGUCUCUACCACCGGCAACGGCGUCUCUCAGUAACGAUCAGAUGUAUGCACCAACAGGAGUAGUUCAACCCGCCCCACCUGAACAGCAGCAGCAGUUAUACGCAGGUGGUCGAGUGAUGCAUCCUCCACCAUCGACGUUAAACUUAGGCGCAGAAUUAAUUCGAGUUUCACCUACUCCGCAAGUUGGGCCCAAUAUGGAACAAACUGAAACAGGUGCCGAUUUGGCUGCGUCUGUUGAGCCUGAGGUGGCUCCUCCUGUAUCCAUGAACCGAAUCAAUCCUGGUCUGUCAUAUGGAUCGAUGACAGAAGGAUUCAACAACGGACCACAAGGUGUACCAUUCAGUGCUGCCGAAUUUCCUGGAGCGCCUCCUGUUGGCGGAUUGCCAAUCUCAAAUAUUGACUUGUCCAUUGGCAAUCGUUUACCUGGAAGUGGAAGUCGUUCUCAGUCUGGCACGCCAUCAAUGGAGCGUGAGAGUGAGCGACCUGAUGCAGAAGGUGGUUAUGAAAAUGACCAGCCAACUCCUCUCUUUUCUCAGCCACCUACAGCUCCAUAUGGAGCCUUGGCUGAACGCAAAGUGGCACAAGAAUCACCUGCUGAAAGUCGACCUUCUUCACGCCUAGCUGGAUCGACUCCUUCCACAGAGACACCAAUCGCCAAUCCUUCCCCCUACCACCUACCAGGGGAUGGCAAUGCCUUUGUUCGGCCCAAACCAGUAUCGAGCACAGGAAGUUUUUAUCCAGUUGCCACCACCUCUCAUAUUACAGCAGCACCAACUCCGUUGGCGACCCCAGCUGUCGCGCGAGGUUCGCAGGAAGCGGUGGGCAGUGAAUUCGGCCCUCCUAUGUCAGCCGUGCCUCUUUCCAGGGCUGAUAAUUUAACAACAUCAUCGUCCAUGUUGCCUCCAAGCUCGCAGCGGAUGAUUCCUGGUAGUGGAUCGCAUCCUCAUUUACUACCGAUGGUUGCUACUCCGCAACCACAACAAUCACAGCCUCUACCACAGCCUCGACCACCUGGAACGGUGACCCCUGUUACGGAGCAGAGGAUUGUCACUGGAUUCGCUAAAAACGAUCCAGUACCCGUACCUCCUGUUGGUCCAGUGGCACCGCUCCUUGCUACAACUCCGCAAGGCCCUCCGCCUUUGCAACCGGUUGAAGAAGUGCGAACACAGUCGCUGAGUCGUUCACCUCCGCCACCACACCGAAGCGAAACGAUCGGAUCGGAAAAUCCGAGGGCCAACCCCAAUUCCGGCAUAACACCAACAGGUGGGACGGCCGUCGGGAACGGAUCAGUGGAUCGAUCUGACGAUCGCAUUUCGAAUGACCGCGAUCGUGAUCGCGAGACAAAACCGCAUGACCGAGGUUCUCGUGUGGAACGCGAACGAGAUCGUGACGAUUACGACCGUGAAGGUCGCAACCGCUACCCGGAUGAUGACGAAGAUGAAAGAUUUUCGACAACGUAUCGCGAAAGAGAUCGUCGCUAUGAUAAUGAAAGGGAUCGGGAACGCGAUCACCGUGACCCGCGUCGCUAUGACGACCGUGAUCGCGCUUACAACCGCCAGGAUUAUGACGAUGACCGUCGUAGCGGUUAUGGACCUCCUGACAGAGAUCGUGCCCGCGAUGCUCGGCGACGCGAUACCCGACGGUCGGAUUAUUAUUUGACGGAAGCGGAAAUGUACGAGCGUUCGGGUGGUCGCAGAAGCUCGCUCUACGAAGGCGAAAACAACGAUCCAGCGGGUGAUUUCAAUCGCUCAGCUUACGGUUUCAACACAUCCAGGGACGGCCGACGUCGUGAUAACGACCGUUCGAGAAUUGAUGAUCGCUACUAUCAAAGUUCGAGAGAUGUCAGUGCAAGAGCUGGUGCUGAAGUGUCGGAACGGGCCCAUUCUGAACGUGAUUAUCGCCAUUCUGUUUCAUCAGCGUCUGCCGGAAGACGCCGAGAUCCGCGUGAUCUCUAUUAUCCGCAGGAUCCGCGCUAUUAUGGCUAUGCUGCGCGCGAUGCGGCUUACGAUCCUUACCGCACAGGUGGAUACCACCAUUCAGCUGCUGCCGCGGCCGCCGCAGCCGCCGCCAACAAUCAGCAGAUGAUGAACUACAACCAACAAAUUAACCACGCCCUGAAAUAUAACUAUGCAUUGUUCGAGGAAUUGCGGUUGAAGAAUCCAGCAGCUUACAGCGAAUGGUACCAACGCAACUACGCCCAGCGUUACACGCCGACGGUCGUGACGGGUGGCACCGGCACGGCUCUCGGUAGCAUCGCCGCAUCGGAGGCGGAUCGGGCCAGCGUCCACUCUGGACGCAGCUCGGUCAAUGAAGACCAUCCAUCCAUGUUGGCUAACCACUCCAUCUCUCAGCAGUUACGCGGUUCAACCACGGGACUGGAUCAGUCUCACGCUUACGAUUAUAGCCUUUAUCAAGAUGAAGACAAUCUGCCACUGACCACAAUUCGGCCUACUCAGGACAUGACGCCUCAUAAGUUUUCGUGCCCGCACGUCAUUGCGCGCUUUUCUCCGGGUGGGAUUCUAUUGCGCGUUUUGCCCAACAGCCCCAAAGAUGGCGUGGCCGCCCAUAUUGAGUUGCACGAUUUAAACGUCCUACUUGGCGACCUGCCAACAGCUCAAGAAAUGAAAUUCUUCCCCGGGCCUUUGGUACCUGGCCAGACCCAUAAACAGCAAGUGGCCGUCUUUUGCCAGCAAAAGAUCCGGAGGGCGACCGAAGAUGCCAACCAGUUGGUUGAUCGUCAAUCGUACAUUCUCUUGUGGGAGCUUUUGUUGCUCCUCCUCAGGCAGAAUGGAACGAUCGUCGGUACCGAUAUUGCCGAACUCCUCUUGAAGGAUCACGAAAUCCUCAAAGAGCCCAUUGUUCAGGACGUGCCGGAAAGCGGCACUGAAGUGGCAAUGGUGGCGGUUGAUCGGACCCUCGUUUCACGCCAGACGGAAGCGUCGGUAACGAAAAAGUUCCGCGAGUUGCUUUUGUUUGGUAACAAGAAGGAGGCUUUGGAAUGGGCAAUGGCGCAAGGCCUAUGGGGUCAUGCUUUGUUCUUGGCCUCCAAGAUGGACCAAAGGACCUAUUCUAGCGUUAUGAUCCGCUUCGCCAACGGAUUGGCUUUGACGGAUCCACUCCAAACUCUUUAUCAGCUCAUGUCAGGUCGACAGCCAACGGCGGUGACGAGCUGCGGCGAUGACAAAUGGGGUGACUGGCGGCCUCAUCUUGCUAUGAUCCUCUCGAACUCGUCGUCGAAGGCGGGCAGUUGCUCAGAUUUGGACAAGAAGUCGAUUGUGACGCUGGGUGACACGCUGUCGGCACGCGGAUUUUUGCUGGCCGCCCACUUUUGUUACCUGGUGGCCCAGGUGGAGUUUGGCAGUUAUUCGAACAAGGCGUCCAAGUUGGUUCUGCUCUCGUCUUCAAGUUCGUUGGCAUUUGACGCUUUCGCCACUAACGAGGCGAUUCAGUGCACAGAAGUUUACGAGUACGCCCGUCAGUUGGCCGCUCCCGAGUUCAUGAUACCGUCCUUCCAAUCGUACAAGUUUCUGUACGCUACUCGGCUGGCCGAGCAUGGCCGACCUGCUGAAGCCCUGCAAUACUGCGAAGCGGUUGGCAACGUUUUAGUUAAAUAUGCGUCCACCUACUCACCGUCACUCAUCGACCAAGUCUAUCAGCUCGGCUCGAUGCUUAAAUACAGCGAUCCGCAAUUUCUAACGGAGAAUGACGGCACUUCAUUAGGCGAUCCAUCUUGGCUGACGGCUUUGGAAGCGGCCGCCAAAACAGCCCAAGCCGAUUAUUCACCCACAGUUAGCGGUGAAAAGUUGACACCCGAACAGCAAACGACUGAACCGGAGUCGUCCCUUCCACCUAGUACCGAUUAUUCGUCCUAUCAACAGCAGCCACAUGGGCAACAGUACGGUGAACAACAACAGAAUACCCAGCAGCCACAACAACAAUUCUACCAGCCAUCAAAUGUGCAGCAGCCGGCUUACUAUGAGCAGCAGUCCGGUGGACAGCAACAACAACAGAAUUAUAGCGAAGACGGCCAUCAGCAGCAGCAACAACAAGCAAACGAACAGCAGAGCAAUUCGUAUCCGUCUAUGACUGGACAGGAUUUUAAUGCUUACGGUUCGUCUCAGUAUAAUCCCAGCUACAGUUGGCAGCAGCCUCAACAACAACAGCAGCAGCAACAGCCGUGGAGUUACGGAGAAACGAGUACAGCCAACGGAGCCCCUCAAACGGAUUACUGGAACCCAUCAAGUAACAAUUUGAAGGAUUCAAAACGGAGUGAUGCGGUGAAAUCUGUUGGACGACAAGAGUCGAUAGAUUCGGCUCAUUCCGACGAUGAGCGCGAGGAGCAAAUCGAUGAGACGGCGGAAAAAGCAGUGGAUCCCAUGGCGACAGCGAAACGAGUCGUUUUCGGCGGGACUUAUCCCAUCGACCGACCGCUAACACUUAACUUUGGCGCCGCCGGAGCCGCUUCGUCUCGCCGACAACACAUGAGUCUAACUCUCAAGACCCCGCGCACGUUCGCUAUUGACGAACCCAUCCGUGAAGAUCAUUCGGCCGAGAGCGCGACGUCAGCUGAUGAAGACGCCGGGCCGAGUUCGUUCACAGAUCCGUCUUACUUCAAUCCGUCGACGUCUUCUUCAGUGGGACCAUCAGCAGAUUCGAAACACACGGCGGACGACAAGCAGAGUGGCAAACAGGAGGGCGGCAACAGUAAUAACAGCAGUAAAGCUGCGGCAGCAGCCGCUCGGGCUCAACAGGCCGGAAGCGGAGGCAGCUGGCUGGGUGGAUUCUUCAGCAAGUUUAAACCCAAGACCCAAAUGAAAUUGCCCGACGAUAAGAACCCGACCAUCGUGUGGGAUCCGAAGAAGGGCCAGUGGGUCGACACUGCCAAGGAUAGCGAGGAUGAAGCGGCCGCUUUAGCGCCUCCCCCGAAGGACGCGAGUUUCCAGUCGCUGCCGCCUAUGCCACUCACCCCGGCAUUUUCUUCGCCCGCUCCGGCCUCAUUGACGGCCAACAACAACAACAACGAAGGCAACAGAUUCGGAUUGAAUAAAGGGCGAAUAGGUCGAGCUGGAAGAAAUGCUUACGUCAACCCGUCCAACAUCAAAAUUAGUUCGGUCAACAGCCCCGCGCCGUUGCUGGAUCCAUUUCCGGCUUCAACUCCGUCGUUAUCUGCUGCACCACAGCAAUUUUUCGUUCCGUCACCGGCCAUGAUAGAUCCAUCAUCUGCACCAGUUGAUUUUGUUUCGUCGCCCGCCCAACCCGACGGUUCGACCACCGCCACACAAGGACAGGCCGAUUCCGGAGAGCGCUUCAUGUACAACCCGACCCAAUUGGCUCCUCCGGCGGCUGUCGCUAGUGGACGGCCUGGCCUUGCCAGUCGAGGGCGAUAUCCGCGCUGAAAAAACGCGAAAGACCUUACGAAAAAAAACAAUUUGACGAGUUUGAAUAGAAAAUAAUUGAAAGGGGUAUGCCACAACAACAACAACAACAACAACAACAAAUACCUUAGAUUUAAAUGUUUAUUCAGCAAAAUGAGUAGAAUGAAAGAAAAUGUCGACGUGAGCAUCAUCUCUCAUCGGCCCGGACGUGUUUCCCUUUAACUCUUUUUUCUUUGUUCCACGUUUACCUUUUGUUUGUUUUUUUGUUUCCUUUUAUUUUUUUUUCUUCAUCUUCUUCCUUAUUUUCACGUGGUGUAGGGCCGAACAUUUUUCGCCGAGGGUCGACAGACUUCUCUUUUUUGUAAAAUUUCUUUUUCCUUCCAGUUCACCUUUUUUUCUGUGGUUCUCUGGUUUGCAAUAGAACAUCCGAUUAUUAUGUAUUGAUCACGGGUUCCCCCGCCCAUCUCCCCCUCCACUCCCGAUGUGUUACCGCGCCCAAACGGGUUGGAUUCCUUCUCUCUUCAUUUCUAUAUCGGGUGGGAAUUGAAAAUCGUGACGUGCAUUGGAAAUUUCUUCUUCUUCUUUUAUUAUUACUUUUUUUUUUUUGUCUUUGGCGCAGGGAUGAUACUUUAUUCGUGUCAGAUGAAAACAACAAAACAUACAACUGGAAUUCUUUAUUUUUCCUUA
Molecule: messenger RNA, 7187 nt
Organism: Daphnia carinata
Lineage: Eukaryota; Metazoa; Arthropoda; Branchiopoda; Diplostraca; Daphniidae
Product: protein transport protein Sec16A-like
Exons: 14
Coding region: 234-6521 (2095 amino acids)
Biological process (GO): COPII vesicle coat assembly; Golgi organization; autophagy
Cellular component (GO): endoplasmic reticulum exit site; ER to Golgi transport vesicle membrane
Source: RefSeq, a predicted model, not a curated record